Galendromus occidentalis (western predatory mite) is the source of this 911-nucleotide messenger RNA. RefSeq names its product protein Mpv17. Lineage: Eukaryota; Metazoa; Arthropoda; Arachnida; Mesostigmata; Phytoseiidae. Gene Ontology annotation, cellular component: membrane; mitochondrion; cytoplasm. Bases 145 to 897 code for a protein of 250 amino acids. The record is from RefSeq and is a predicted model, not a curated record. The transcript is spliced from 3 exons. Gene Ontology annotation, biological process: regulation of mitochondrial DNA metabolic process. Gene Ontology annotation, molecular function: channel activity.
UGAGAAUUUUCGGAGCACUGGAGUCCUUAGUGGAGUCUGGAUUCAUAUGGGUUCAGAAUCUGGACCCAUGUGAGUCAUGCCAGAGGUCAUUGAUUUUGGAGCCCACAAAGUGCACCGGAGUAAACGCCCGACGGCAAAAAAGUCAUGAAUUCGAACAGUAAAUCAGCUGGUCCGCGCAUAGGGCGAUACUUGACUCGAAAUGAUGACCAAUGUUUCAAGGAGUUCCUGAACGAUUCCGACUCGACUCAUCGGGAGGGUGGUCGUACUCCGCAUCCGGAGCUCACAGAGGGGGAGAUGAAUCGAUUUUUCCUGCUCCGAGCCUAUCACAGAGCGAACACUUCGUCUCCUAAGACAACGCAGAUCGUCACAACCGCUACUCUGAUGGCGGCAGGAGACGUUAUCGCUCAGAAAGCUAUCGAAGAGAAGGAUUCGAUCGACUUCAAGCGUACUGCCAGAUUCUUUUUCAUCGGUCUCAUUUACGUGGGACCAGUCUUGAGCACGUGGUACUAUCGGCUGGAUCGUCUCCUGCCGAAAGAAGCGAAAUACCGGGCCAUGAAGAUGAUGGCCAUCGAUCAGGGGAUUUUCGCGCCGAUUUUCCUACCCGGAUUCUUGGCGGUGGCCGGUGCUGUGCAUUUGCAGAAAUCAGAUGAGAUCAUUGAGACAAUAAAGCACGAUGCCGUCACGGUAAUACUAUCGAAUUGGAUGCUUUGGCCAGCUGCCCAAGUGAUAAACUUCAACUUCGUGCCCUUGCCGUACAGGAUUCUAUUCGCUAGCGGAAUAGCGUUGUUCUGGAAUAUCUAUUUGUCCUGGAUGUCGAAUCAGGGCGUGCAGAGGGCUACAGCGAAUCACCCUGGUGAGAAAAGUAUGGCAGAUUUAUCUGACAAUCGUCCCGAGUGAAGAGUUGCGACCGC